Molecule: messenger RNA, 2514 nt
Organism: Rana temporaria (common frog)
Lineage: Eukaryota; Metazoa; Chordata; Amphibia; Anura; Ranidae
Product: proline-rich extensin-like protein EPR1
Exons: 2
Coding region: 1-2514 (837 amino acids)
Source: RefSeq, a predicted model, not a curated record
AUGGGCUCUCCCGCUAAUUGGAAAGAUAUCCGGGAACAAAAGACCGACUCCAGCCUCUCCGCACCCCAAGGCCCCUCACGUCUCCGCACCCCAAGGCCCCUCACGUCUCCGCACCCCAAGGCCCCUCACGUCUCCGCACCCCCAAGGCCCCUCACGUCUCCGCACCCCAAGGCCCCUCACGUCUCCGCACCCCCAAGGCCCCUCACGUCUCCGCACCCCCAAGGCCCCUCAAGUCUCCGCACCCUCAAGUCUCCGCACCCCAAGGCCCCUCACGUCUCCGCACCUCAAGGCCCCUCAAGUCUCCGCACCCCAAGGCCCCUCAAGUCUCCGCACCCCAAGGCCCCUCAAGUCUCCGCACCCCAAGGCCCCUCAAGUCUCCGCACCCCAAGGCCCCUCAAGUCUCCGCACCCCAAGGCCCCUCAAGUCUCCGCACCCCAAGGCCCCUCAAGUCUCCGCACCCCAAGGCCCCUCAAGUCUCCGCACCCCAAGGCCCCUCACGUCUCCGCACCUCAAGGCCCCUCACGUCUCCGCACCUCAAGACUCCGCACCUCAAGGCCCCUCAAGUCUCCGCACCCCAAGGCCCCUCACGUCUCCGCACCCCAAGGCCCCCUCACGUCUCCGCACCCCAAGGCCCCUCACGUCUCCGCACCCCAAGGCCCCUCAAGUCUCCGCACCCCAAGGCCCCUCACGUCUCCGCACCUCAAGGCCCCUCACGUCUCCGCACCUCAAGACUCCGCACCUCAAGGCCCCUCAAGUCUCCGCGCCCCAAGGCCCCUCACGUCUCCGCGCCCCAAGGCCCCUCACGUCUCCGCGCCCCAAGGCCCCUCACGUCUCCGCGCCCCAAGGCCCCUCGAGACUCCGCGCCCCAAGGCCCCUCGAGACUCCGCGCCCCAAGGCCCCUCGAGACUCCGCGCCCCAAGGCCCCUCGAGACUCCGCGCCCCAAGGCCCCCCGAGACUCCGCGCCCCAAGGCCCUCGAGACUCCGCGCCCCAAGGCCCCUCGAGACUCCGCGCCCCAAGGCCCUCGAGACUCCGCGCCCCAAGGCCCCUCGAGACUCCGCGCCCCAAGGCCCCUCGAGACUCCGCGCCCAAGGCCCCUCGAGACUCCGCGCCCCAAGGCCCCUCGAGACUCCGCGCCCCAAGGCCCCUCGAGACUCCGCGCCCCAAGGCCCCUCGAGACUCCGCGCCCCAAGGCCCCUCGAGUCUCCGCGCCCCAAGGCCCCUCGAGACUCCGCGCCCCAAGGCCCCUCGAGACUCCGCGCCCCAAGGCCCCUCGAGACUCCGCGCCCCAAGGCCCCUCGAGACUCCGCGCCCCAAGGCCCCUCGAGACUCCGCGCCCCAAGGCCCCUCGAGACUCCGCGCCCCAAGGCCCCUCGAGUCUCCGCGCCCCAAGGCCCCUCGAGUCUCCCCGCCCCAAGGCCCCUCGAGUCUCCCCACCCCAAGGCCUCUCAAGGCCCCUCACGUCUCCGCACCCCAAGUCUCCGCACCCCAAGGCCCCUCACGUCUCCGCACCCCAAGGCCCCUCACGUCUCCGCACCCCAAGGCCCCUCACGUCUCCGCACCCCCAAGGCCCCUCAAGUCUCCGCACCCUCAAGUCUCCGCACCCCAAGGCCCCUCACGUCUCCGCACCUCAAGGCCCCUCAAGUCUCCGCACCUCAAGGCCCCUCAAGUCUCCGCACCCCAAGGCCCCUCAAGUCUCCGCACCCCAAGGCCCCCUCACGUCUCCGCACCUCAAGACUCCGCACCUCAAGACUCCGCACCUCAAGGCCCCUCAAGUCUCCGCACCCCAAGGCCCCUCACGUCUCCGCACCCCAAGGCCCCUCACGUCUCCGCACCCCAAGGCCCCUCACGUCUCCGCACCCCAAGGCCCCUCACGUCUCCGCACCCCAAGGCCCCUCACGUCUCCGCACCCCAAGGCCCCUCACGUCUCCGCACCCCAAGGCCCCUCACGUCUCCGCACCCCAAGGCCCCUCACGUCUCCGCACCCCAAGGCCCCUCACGUCUCCGCACCCCAAGGCCCCUCACGUCUCCGCACCCCAAGGCCCCUCACGUCUCCGCACCCCAAGGCCCCUCACGUCUCCGCACCCCAAGGCCCCUCACGUCUCCGCACCCCAAGGCCCCUCAAGUCUCCGCACCCCAAGGCCCCUCAAGUCUCCGCACCCCAAGGCCCCUCAAGUCUCCGCACCCCAAGGCCCCUCAAGUCUCCGCACCCCAAGGCCCCUCAAGUCUCCGCACCCCAAGGCCCCUCAAGUCUCCGCACCCCAAGGCCCCUCAAGUCUCCACACCCCAAGGCCCCUCAAGUCUCCACACCCCAAGGCCCCUCAAGUCUCCACACCCCAAGGCCCCUCAAGUCUCCACACCCCAAGGCCCCUCAAGUCUCCGCACCCCAAGGCCCCUCAAGUCUCCACACCCCAAGGCCCCUCAAGUCUCCACACCCCAAGGCCCCUCAAGUCUCCACACCCCAAGGCCCCUCAAGUCUCCACACCCCAAGGCCCCUCAAGUCUCUGAGUAUUGA